Messenger RNA from Cuscuta epithymum, 1279 nucleotides. NCBI's taxonomy places the organism in Eukaryota, Viridiplantae, Streptophyta, Magnoliopsida, Solanales, Convolvulaceae. The record is from the annotation of a GenBank genome assembly.
GUUUUAAUAAAACAAGAGAGCCAGAAAUAAAUUAAGACUGAAAAGGAGAUGGGGAUAAUGGCGGAAGUGAGCAACAAGCAGGUUAUAUUGAAAAACUACGUGAGCGGGAUUCCAAAGGUAUCUGACAUGGAAAUCCGGACGGCCACCGUGAAGCUCGAGCCCCCGACAGCGGCCACCAAUGGCGGUGGCGUAUUCGUCAAGAAUCUCUUCCUUUCAUGUGAUCCCUACAUGCGAACUCGCAUGACGAAGCUCCCCCCGAAUACCGGCUGCUACCUCGGUGUCAAUAGUACCUUCAAACCCGGCGCCACUCUUGAGGGUUUGGGAGUGGCAAGAAUAAUAGAAUCUGGCGGUAAUCCGGACUUAAAGAAGGGAGAUUUAGUAUGGGGAAUCACUGGAUGGGAGGAGUACAGUGUCAUGAAUGUGGAGACGCUUUUCAAGAUCCAACAUACCACUGAUGUUCCUCUUUCUUAUUACACUGGAAUUCUGGGAAUGCCCGGAGCGACGGCGUAUUUUGGAUUUCAUGAGGUGGCGGCCCCAAAGAAAGGAGAGUGUGUGUAUGUUUCAGCGGCCUCUGGAGCAGUUGGUCAGCUUGUUGGCCAAUUCGCCAAACUUUUUGGUUGCGGCCGUGUUGUUGGGAGUGCUGGCUCCAACGAAAAGGUUGAAUUGUUGAAGAACAAAUUUGGGUAUGAUGAUGCCUUCAAUUACAAAGAGGAGCAAGAUCUGAACAUGACUUUGAAAAGGUACUUCCCUGAAGGAAUAGACAUUUAUUUUGAGAAUGUUGGAGGAAAAACCCUGGAUGCGGUGCUUCUGAACAUGAAUACUCACGGGCGGAUAGUAGUAUGUGGUAUGAUUUCACAGUACAACAUUCAAGCAGAGGGAACUGAAGGCGUUCAUAAUUUAAUGACCCUCAUCAGUAAAAGGAUUCGCAUGGAAGGAUUUCUGGUUUCUGAUUAUUAUCAUCUCUACUCUGAAUUUCUUAAGACAGUCCUUUCAUACAUUAAGGAAGGGAAGAUUGUGUACGUGGAAGACAUUGCAGAAGGUAUUGAAAGUGCUCCUAAGGCUCUCGUCAAUAUUUUUACGGGUGCUAAUGUUGGGAAGAAAUUGGUGCUUGUCUCACGCGAAUAAGUGCUUCCUUAUUUCAAUUCAAUCAUGCACCUUUCAUUAUUACCAAUAAUAACUAGCAGGUCGGCGGUCAUAUUUUCAAUUUGAGAAACUAUUAUCAUUGAAAAUCAAAUUCCAUGUUAUCUUUAUGUUACAUGUAAGGAUUAUUGCAUUGUUG